AUGCCUGACGGAAUCUCACCCGAGGAAAAACGGCGCCUACAGGAGCAGGAACGCCGUUAUCAGAAGGCCGAGAAAGAGGCUCGGGCCGCUUGGCAGCGUGGCCUUGAAAAUGAGCGAGAGGCUGCUGAGGCUCUUCAAGAAGAAAAGAAGACCCACUUGGGGAAGCGCAGGGUAUCGUUUGAUUCUUCGCGGAAUCAAACAUACCUUCUGUACAGCCAGUCCCCUCAGCUUGACCCUACGCCUGCCCAAUCCACCGAUGCCGGCGAGCCCUUCGAGGAGCUCCUAAGCGAAAGAUACCGAUUACUUGUCAAGGAAAUUGCAUCCUUGCGUUCCGGGUUUGCCGAGCUCGAGUUUCUUGAAAUCAAAGAGGCUGAAGAGGAGGCUCUCGCUCGGAAAGUGCAGGCGCACGAAGCGGCCAGGCUAGAGCAGGAGCGCCACCGAAAGAAGGCCGAAGAGGAGGCUCUAAGAACCAAAGAGGCUAAGGAGAGUGUUUUUGCCCUCAUACAGCGGGAGGGCGAAGCGGCGCGCAGAAAAGAUGAGGAAGCUUGGAAGGAGCAGAAGCGCCUCCGUCAGAUGGCCGAGCAGAAGGCUCUCAAAGCCGCAGAGGCUGAGAAGAAGGUACUUGCUCGUGUUAAGCUGGAGUACGAAGCCCGGAAGGAGCAGGAACGCUGUCGUCAGAUGGAGAAGGAGAAGAUAGUUUGGAAGCGUGACCUUGAGAACGAGCGCCCAUCCACCAGUCAGGCUCAUCCAUGGAAACCAGAGCAGAGUCCAUAUCCUCUGAGACCCUCGGGUCAACAGCACCCACCGACAAUGGAAUACCCAACCAUUGAUCACUCCCAUUUGAAGCAUUAUCAGCAUGGGCAUCCGAGCCCCCGCCAGGCCCCAUCAGCAUCUUCAGUACCGGUCGGUCUUUCUGGAUUGCCUGCGGUGUCUCUCUGUUCUGACUUGGCUCCGGACGUCACUUGUUACGGAGACAAGGGCCGAGACCGCUCCGACUAUGCAGGUACAUUCGGAUCGAAAGAGAAAGAACACUUGCACCAAGAGUGUUUUUCUUCGGCGCCCCGGCCAAAUUGGUCUACACCUUCGGUGCCAGUCGGUCUUUCAGGCAUGCCUGCUGGAUCUUUGUGCUCAGACGAAGCUCCAGAGGUUGCCAGGUACAAAGACGAGGGUCGAGGUCGCUCUGGCUACACAAAAGCCUAUGGAUCGAAACAUCAGGAACCCUCACACCGAAAUCGUCUCCGUUCGGCUCCCAGCUCGGAUUGGUCUAUGCCCCCUGUACCUGCUUGGAAGUCUCCUACACUCGAACCGCAGGUAAUAAAGCAGACUUUGGUCAUUCCGGCUCAGCGCUCAUGUUAUGCGGGAGUGGAGACUCCCAAGGAGCAAUGGCCAUUGCCACCCACACCUGCUCCUAGUAACAAUGAGCCUCAGGUUCCCACCCGUCUAGAGAGUGAACAAGAGAAGCUGCAACGAGAAUUGCGGGAAGAAAAGAGGAAAUUCGACCAGGGGAUAGCCAGACUACGGGCUGAGGUGGAGAGGAAAGGGCAAGGCCACGGCGCAAGCAGCGUUGCGUCAUGGCAGACGGGAUGCAAGUCCGUCUGGGAGGAUCCCACGAAGGUGGCUCCUGAAAAUACUGCCAAUGACAGCUCCAGAGACGUUGCCAAGGCUGUACUGAAGGAUGUUGCCGUUCAGACCGGGAAUAUUACUCCUGAAAAUGACACUCGCAAAUCGCCCUGGGAGCGCGGCACGGAAGGCCACGGUCGAGACUCGAAUGUCGACUACAAUGGUCGAAGCCUCAGCCGGACGACCAAAUAUACCCGUCAGUAUGAGGCGGAGGACUUGAGCCCAAGUAACGAUAACCGUACGGAGAGGCUUUCCAAGGCGCAUGUCCGCGCCAAAUCACUUAAGCUCAAACUGCCCGUGGGAACCAACCCUCCCUACGUGCCACCAACUCCUUAUUGGCACCCAUCGUUCCCUCCCAGCCUUCCUCCCAUACCCUCAAAGCGCUCGAGUGUCCCCGGCCCCGCUGUGGCUAUCCUUCCUCUUUCGACCUUGGAUAAACAGAAUGAUCAAUACGGAGAUCUCAAAACGCCGAUGCCCCCCGGCAGCUGCGUCCACAACUACUAUCCCCUAGCGGCUGAGAAGAAGGUCAAUCCGGCGAAGUACUGA
Messenger RNA from Neurospora tetrasperma FGSC 2508, 2166 nucleotides. RefSeq lists its product as uncharacterized. The transcript is spliced from 2 exons. Gene Ontology annotation, biological process: positive regulation of cytokinesis. The coding region runs from base 1 to 2166 and encodes 721 amino acids. Gene Ontology annotation, cellular component: microtubule; spindle pole; centrosome. The record is from RefSeq and is a predicted model, not a curated record. Lineage: Eukaryota; Fungi; Ascomycota; Sordariomycetes; Sordariales; Sordariaceae.